This is a messenger RNA of Lindgomyces ingoldianus, 1393 nucleotides long. RefSeq names its product putative COPII-coated vesicle protein. Gene Ontology annotation, biological process: endoplasmic reticulum to Golgi vesicle-mediated transport; retrograde vesicle-mediated transport, Golgi to endoplasmic reticulum. The record is from RefSeq and is a predicted model, not a curated record. Lineage: Eukaryota; Fungi; Ascomycota; Dothideomycetes; Pleosporales; Lindgomycetaceae. The transcript has 3 exons. The coding region runs from base 115 to 1293 and encodes 392 amino acids. Gene Ontology annotation, cellular component: endoplasmic reticulum membrane; endoplasmic reticulum; COPII-coated ER to Golgi transport vesicle.
CUAUUCACGUCACCCUCUUCCCUCCCUUCUUCCACUCUUUCCUUUCGCAUUGUUUCUAGAGUUGCUUCCGGGCUAGCUGUGCCCUCAUUGCGCGACUCGCCCACCAACUGCCCGAUGAACGGAUUCACAGAGAGUGGUCUCUCGGACGAGGCGUUUGGGCAGGCGAAGGGAGGAUUGGCAAGUUUUGAUGCAUUCCCCAAAACCAAACAAACCUACCUAACUCGCGGCCGCAACUCGUCGCUUUGGACCGCUACGCUGAUAUUAACAUGCGUGUACCUGGCGUUUUCCGAAAUCUCACGAUGGUUCACCGGCACCACGACGCAGAACUUCUCGGUUGAAAAGGGUGUCUCACACGACCUACAAAUCAACCUCGACAUCGUCGUCGCCAUGAACUGCGCCGACCUCCACGUCAACAUGCAAGAUGCGGCGGGCGACAGAACGCUUGCCGGGGACAUGUUACGCAAGGAUCCGACGUCAUGGUCGCAGUGGGGCAAAGGCAAAGACGUGCACAAACUAGGAGAGGGCGACGAUGGACUGCCUGGCUGGGAGGAGCUCUGGGAUGUACAUGAUCAAUUGGGCGCGGCAAGGAAGCGGAAGAAGUUUCCCAAAACGCCGAAAUUGCGCGGCAAUCCGCCAGAUGCAUGUAGGAUAUUUGGGAGUCUGGAGGGGAAUAAAGUGCAGGGUGAUUUCCAUAUUACGGCUAGGGGACACGGGUAUGCAGAGUUUGGGGAGCAUUUGGAUCAUUCUUCCUUCAACUUCUCCCACCAAAUCAACGAACUCUCCUUCGGCCCUUUCUACCCAUCCCUGGAAAACCCGCUCGACAAUACCAUCACAACCACCCCAACUCACUUCUUCAAAUACCAAUACUACCUUUCCAUUGUGCCCACCAUCUACACCGACGACGCCUCGCUCCUCCCACUCCUUGAAACCGUAAACAAAAACCCCUCGCACCCCGCAAAAUCAAUCUUCUACUCCCCGCACGCUAUCAAAACAAAUCAGUACGCAGUCACUUCGCAAAGCCACGCUGUCGGGGAGAAUUACGUCCCGGGAAUAUUUGUGAAAUUUGAUAUUGAGCCGAUCACACUUACGAUUGCAGAGGAGUGGGGCGGGUUUCUUGGGCUGAUUGUGAGGUUGGUGAAUGUGGUUAGUGGGGUUAUGGUGGCUGGUGGUUGGGCGUGGCAGCUUUUUGACUGGGGAUUGGAGGUCUGGGGACGGAGGGGGAAGAGGAGAGGAGAGAGUAUGGGGAUGUUGGGUGGUGGGUUUAAGGCGUCCGAGAAGAUGAGUUAUGAUUAAGAUGAUGUGAAGUAGAGUGGGGGAAUAUAGAGGGGGUUCGGCAUUUCAUGGGAGGCGUUUAGCGGUUUGAUAUUGCGAGCAACUGUGAUAUAUGGAAUGA